AAUGAUGGAGCGAGGUCGAGAUAAAGGGCGCUUUGGCCGCCAGCCCACAUCUGAAGUGGAAGUUAUGCUGCUGCUUCCAGCGUCAGCAGCUGAGCAUGGCCAAGCAGUACGACGUGUUACUGAGGCUGCUGAUUCUCGGAGAUACCGGCGUUGGGAAAACGUGCUUGUUGCGCAGGUUCACCGAACAGGAAUUUCAUCCUUCGCAUAUUUCCACCAUCGGAGUUGAUUUUAAGAUGAAAACAUUAGAAAUCGAUGGCGUCAAAGUGCGUGUGCAGAUAUGGGACACGGCCGGCCAGGAGCGUUACCACACCAUUACCAAGCAGUACUACAGAAGAGCACAGGGCAUUAUCCUUGUGUACGACGUCACGGAUCAGCCUUCCUUUCAGCACAUUGUGAAGUGGGCCAGUGAUGUAGAUGAGUAUUCCCCUAACAAGCUGCAGAAGAUCCUAGUGGGAAACAAGUCUGACGAGCAGAUGAAGCGGCAAGUGACCAAGGAACAAGGAAGCAAGCUAGCAGAGACAUAUGGGAUGGACUUUUUUGAGACGAGUGUAUAUGCCAACAGUAACAUCACCGAGGCAUUCAGUCAUCUGACACAGCUGGUACUGCAAGCUCACAAUAGUGAUGCAGUCAACCUGCUGGGAUCGUUGGACGAUUAUCUCAACAUAGCUGCUCUGAAAGAGGAGAGGACCACUGAAGACGAUAAUACCUACACUCAGAGGAUUUGCUCAUGUUAGCAAGAAGACAUCCAUUGUGGCAUGGCUCAUAGCUUAGGACGCCCACCCUCCUUAUUGUUGUGACUGAAUGCAAUUAAGGUGCAGUUACCCUUUAAAAGAGGGAAUGAUUUGUGAACUCUGUUGCUUGCAAGGGAUUUCUUUAAAAUGAUUAUGAUUAUUAUCAUUGUAGAUCUGGAUGUACUGUGAGCAGUUAGUAUCCAGCAGAGGGCCCAUUUUCCACAACAUUGCCCUGAACCCUUUGGCAAAUCUACUAUUUAGCCGAAAUUUAAAAGCCAUCUCUGUGCCAUUGGUUAGCUGCAGCAACAAUAAUACUAUCAACACCAACUCUGAUUUUAUAUGACCUCUUGUAAAGACCCUUUUGUAUUGUAAUAUUGCUUCACUGUGCUCCAUUGGCUUUGCUGUUUCAUCUGCAAUGUACACAUCUAAAUUUGAACACUAUUUGUGAUUCUUUCUAUUUCAAAUCAAUCAUUAGCUCUAUCUAUUGAGGUGAGAAGGGUAUGGGGCCAAUGAAAAGGUAGCCAGAAGACAGAGUUGAAUUAUUUACACCCAGAAACUCAAACCAGGUAAGGCUGGAUUAUUUUACACAAUGGACUUGUUUACACAAGUGAGACGGUCUCAUGGUGAACCAGGAUGACCAAGCAGUGCAUAUUGUGUGGCAUAUCCCCAAAGUACAUAGCAACAACCCAGUGAUAUUUCUUAGAGGCAUGAAGGUGCCACAGA
This is a messenger RNA of Lampris incognitus (smalleye Pacific opah), 1454 nucleotides long. Its product is annotated as ras-related protein Rab-15-like. NCBI's taxonomy places the organism in Eukaryota, Metazoa, Chordata, Actinopteri, Lampriformes, Lampridae. Bases 96 to 734 code for a protein of 212 amino acids. The transcript has 7 exons. Gene Ontology annotation, molecular function: GTPase activity; GTP binding. The record is from RefSeq and is a predicted model, not a curated record.